Molecule: messenger RNA, 1380 nt
Organism: Thamnophis elegans (Western terrestrial garter snake)
Lineage: Eukaryota; Metazoa; Chordata; Lepidosauria; Squamata; Natricidae
Gene: SYNGR4
Product: synaptogyrin 4
Exons: 4
Coding region: 89-778 (229 amino acids)
Cellular component (GO): neuromuscular junction; synaptic vesicle membrane
Source: RefSeq, a predicted model, not a curated record
CUUAAAGUCCAGAUAAUGUUUCUCAGCUUCAAUUUACAGCAACCUUCCAGCUUCAGCUUUGUUCUAAUGACAAAAAGACAACUACAGGAUGAGAAAAAUGACUUCAGUCUUGCGGGACCUUUCGGACCACAAUAUGGUGCACUUCAUCAUACAACCUCAGAUUGUUGCUAGAACACUAGCAGGGGUGUUUUCUCUGGUUAUAUUUGCCUCCUUGGUGACUGAAGGAUAUCAAAAUUUGACAACUUCUUCCCAGCUACAUUGUAUUUUUAAUGAUAAUGGGGCAGCCUGCUGCUAUGGCAUCACAGUUGGUGUACUUUCUUUUCUCCAGUGUCUCCUCUUUUUGGGCUGUGAUGUCUAUGAUACUUGCAUUAUUAAUCACAAGUUCAAGUAUGCUAUCCUUAUAUUGGAUGUUACUUUCUCUAUGACAUGGACAUGCCUGUGGUUUAUUGGAUUCUGUAUCCUAACCAAUCAGUGGAACCGGUCAACUCACUCCUACCUGCUGGGAACUAGUGCUGCACGGGCUAGCAUUGCCUUUGCCUUCCUUUCUGUUCCAUGCUGGGGAUACCUAGCCUAUCUGGCUGUGAAAAACCUGUGGGCUGAGCCACCUGUGCCGUAUAAGCGGACGCUGGAUGAAGGAUCUGUUGCUCUGACCACUCUUUCUACAUCCACCUCCUCCUCUCUUCCCAGUAAUAUGGGGUUCCCUGAAAAUGUGGGUGCAGCUUCCUACCCAUCCACUCCUGUACCUCAUCGACUAACAUUAAUGAAUACUGACGACUAAGCAGUUAUUUGUUCCUGUAGUAAAUAAAUUUUACUAAAAAAAAGGUCCAACCCAAAAUGUCUGAAGUUGAUUUUACUGAAGCAAAGCAAAAAUAAAGAUGGAUGGACAAGGAAUUUGUAAGCACAAUAUAACAUGUGGUUCUUGUGCUUAAUAUUAAUACACAAAAACUUCAUAAACCCUGAAUGUUCAUCCAGAUUCUUCUGUCUUUUUUGGACGACAAACAUACUGAUUGUUUAUCCUUUAAAGCCAAAUUAAGCUCACAUAUUGGGGACCUGUCUAUUAAAAUACUAAAAACCAUUAUGUAGGAGGAAAAAAAUACAUAUGGAGCUGCCAAGGUACUGUUAUACAGUAUUUUCAGGAAUGAAUAUAGGUAUUAUAGAUAAAAACUUAUUUUAAAAUAUAAAAGCAAGCAUGUGGGAAGACUAUUUUUUAUUCUCUAUUGGCAAUUGGUAAACAAGUAGAGGCAAAUUGUGAAGCUGCUAUAAAGAAUUCUUUAUAUUAUGCCUUUGUCAGACCAAACUGAUUCAGAUGCUCUAUGCUGCUUAUUAUGAGGGACAUGGUGGCUCAGUGGCUAAGACAAUGAGCUUGUCAAUAAGAAAGGU